Poecilia reticulata (guppy) is the source of this 8523-nucleotide messenger RNA. RefSeq names its product scribble planar cell polarity protein (gene scrib). Gene Ontology annotation, biological process: establishment or maintenance of epithelial cell apical/basal polarity; cell-cell adhesion; receptor clustering. The record is from RefSeq and is a predicted model, not a curated record. Lineage: Eukaryota; Metazoa; Chordata; Actinopteri; Cyprinodontiformes; Poeciliidae. Gene Ontology annotation, cellular component: postsynaptic density; adherens junction; postsynaptic membrane. Gene Ontology annotation, molecular function: protein kinase binding.
CCCCCCCGCACACCAGACCGGCCUGCCUCAGCUCAACAGGGGAGGCAAGCGCGGCUGUUGCUGAAGCUCCUGCUCUCUGCUUGGAUUCUACCAACCCUGGGGUCGGACGAACACCGUCUGGUCACUUUUUGUGACUUAUUCUGGGAUGUUGCUGCCACACACAGUCGUCCCGUGUUUUUUGUAGUUUUUAUUAAAGCGCAGUCGGUUAACGGCAGCACCGCCACAAAGACGUCCAGCCUCCUCCUCCUAGCCGACGCUGGCUAACUGUGUCUAGCUUCCUGAGGACGAACGCAUCAUUACGAGUUAAUCUCCGCUGACUCGUUUGGCGUAAGCCGCUUGGUCAUAGCUGUUUAUCUAUAACUCGGUGACUAAAGUGGAUGCUUUCAGUCGCCCACCCACGACUGCGGCGGACAGGGCAGCGUUUCGCGACGCGGGGUGUUCGGAAGAUUGAUUUUCAGUUAGCCUCGGCGGAGGAGCUUCGGGGGAUGUUGGCGGCGGCGGCAGCAAAACAAGCUAACGUCGGUUGCUCCGUGUGAAGGAGGGGAGUGUAAGAAAGUGAGGCAACACUUCAAGCUCAUCCGUAAGGAGCUUCAUUUCCUUCAUGUUGGGUUAAAUUCCGGAUUGGAUGUCGCUGGGAGGAUCCCGACAAUUUUCAAACAGAACCUGACACGGAAUAUACAUCAGAAACAGAUCGAAAGGAUUAUUUUUGUGCUUCUUCAGGUGGAUUUCGGCCUCCUACUCUGGAUCAUUGGAGAAACAAAUUAGGUGUUUUGGCACUGACUUAACCUCCCUCUCCCGCUGCACUCUCUAAUGCGGAGAUCUUAGUAGCACCGGCAUCCAAAUCCCCUUAGGCGGCCGGACAUGCUGAAGUGUAUCCCCCUGUGGCGCUGCAAUCGCCACGUCGAGUCGGUGGACAAGCGCCACUGCAACCUGCAGACUGUCCCCGAUGAGAUCUUUCGCUACAGCCGCAGUCUGGAGGAACUUCUCCUCGAUGCCAACCAACUCAAAGAGCUACCAAAGCCUUUCUUCAGACUAUUAAACUUACGGAAGCUCGGCUUGAGUGACAAUGUGAUCCAGAGACUCCCUCCUGAGGUGGCCAACUUCAUGCAGCUGGUGGAACUGGACAUCUCCAGAAAUGAAAUCCCAGAGAUCCCCGAGAGCAUCAAGUUCUGCCGGGCCUUGGAGAUCGCAGAUUUCAGUGGAAACCCGCUCGCCAGAUUGCCGGACGGCUUCACUCAGCUGCGAACGCUGGCUCACCUUUCCCUCAACGAUGUGACAUUACAGACGUUACCCAGCGACAUUGGAAAUCUGGCCAACUUGGUGACGCUGGAGCUCAGGGAGAACCGGUUGAAGUCUCUGCCUACGUCGCUCUCUUUCCUGGUGAAACUGGAACAGCUGGACCUUGGCAGCAAUGAACUGGAAGUUUUGCCGGACACGCUCGGCGCUCUCCCCAACCUGAGGGAGCUUUGGUUGGACCGUAAUCAGUUGUCUUCAUUACCACCUGAACUGGGAAACCUUCGGCGGCUGGUGUGUCUGGACGUCUCUGAGAACCAUCUGGACGAGCUUCCUUCGGAGCUGAACGGCUUGCUGGCUCUCACCGACCUGCUGCUCACACAGAACCUGCUGGAGGUCAUCCCAGACAGCAUAGGUUGUUUAAAGCAGCUGUCCAUUCUGAAAGUGGACCAGAACCGACUAACUCAGCUGACCGACUCUAUAGGAGAGUGUGAAAACCUCACAGAGCUUGUUCUGACGGAGAAUCAUUUACAGUCACUUCCUCGCUCGCUGGGCAAGCUGAAGAAGCUGACGAACCUGAAUGUAGACCGGAACCGGCUCGGCAGCGUGCCCAAAGAGCUCGGCGGCUGCGCCAGCCUCAACGUCCUCUCGCUGAGAGAUAAUCGCCUGAGCAAACUGCCCGCUGAGCUGGCAGACGCCACCGAGCUGCAUGUGCUGGAUGUGGUCGGAAACAGAUUACAAAACUUGCCUUUCGCCUUGACAAACCUCAACCUGAAGGCCAUGUGGCUCACGGAGAACCAGUCGCAGCCGAUGCUCAAGUUCCAGACCGAAGACGACGAGCGGACAGGAGAGAAAGUGUUGACCUGCUACUUACUGCCCCAGCAGCCGUCGCCAAGCCUGGAGAACCUGCUGCAGAACAGCGUGGACGACAGCUUUACGGACAGCAACCUGAACAGAGUGUCCGUCAUUCAGUUCCAGGAAGAGACCAAAGCUGAGGAAGAGGAAGAUGAUGAAGCUGCAGCAGAGCGCAAGGGCCUUCAGCGCAGAGCCACCCCUCACCCCAGUGAGCUGAAGGUGAUGAAGAAGGGGAUAGAGGACAGGAGGAAUGAGCCUUACACAACCAGAGCCGAUGGAGAAGACGAGUCACUUGACCCACAGGCGAAACGACUGAGUGACGUUUCAAAUCAGAGCCAUGACUCCCAGGUGUCCAACAGCACGCUGUCGGCCACGUCCCACGAGGAGAGACACAACCUGGUGGCUCCCUCCCAGCGAGGGGAGCUGGUGAACAACCAGUCCCCCCAGGAGGACGACGACCUGGACGAGAUGGAGGUGGAGUACAUCGAGCCAACCGUGCACUUUGCAGAAGAACCGAUUAUCCGGGGCGGAGAUGAGGACGACGAAGACGACAGAGAGAACGGCGAGAGGAGCGACGAAGACGACGACAGGCCGGCGAUCCCCCAGGAGAAGCAGCGGCUGAUCAGAAAGGACACACCGCAUUACAAGAAGCACUUCAAAAUCAACAAGCUGCCCAAACCCGAGACCGUGGCCGCGCUGCUGCAGGGCUUCAGUCCCGACAGGCUCAACUCCCCGACACGGGCUGCAGAGGACGAGCCGGAUGAAGAGGAGGAAGAGGAGGAUCAGAUUGUAGGCACCCCUCAGCUCCAUCACAGAAUGGAAGAGCUGGACGACAUCCGGCAUCAGGGCAACUCCAGCCAAGUAAAGGGGGUGUCAUUUGAUCAAGUCAAUAAUCUGCUGAUUGAGCCUGCUCGAAUUGAGGAGGAAGAGCACUCGCUGACUAUCGUUCGACAGUCUGGUGGGCUUGGCAUCAGCAUUGCUGGGGGAAAAGGAUCUACGCCUUACAAAGGAGACGACGAGGGAAUCUUCAUCUCCAGAGUAUCUGAGGAAGGUCCUGCAGCAAGAGCAGGAGUGAAAGUGGGAGAUAAGCUUCUAGAGGUGAACGGAGUAGACCUCCAUGAAGCGGAGCAUCACACUGCAGUCGAGGCUCUCCGCAGCUCCGGGGCAACGGUUUCCAUGACGGUACUGCGCGAGCGCAUGGUGGAGCCCGAGAAUGCCAUCACCACCACGCCGCUGAGGCCCGAGGACGACUACUUCCCACGGGAGAGGCGGAGCAGCGGCCUCGCCUUCAACCUGGAGAGCAGUCCUAGCGGACCGCGGCAGAGGUUCUCCACCUGCCUGAUCCGGAACGACAAAGGCCUUGGGUUCAGCAUCGCCGGGGGAAAAGGCUCCACACCGUACCGCACAGGAGACACUGGCAUCUACAUUUCCAGGAUUGCUGAGGGUGGAGCAGCACACAAAGACAGCAUGCUGCGAGUCGGCGACAGGGUGAUCUCUAUCAAUGGUGUAGACAUGACAGAGGCCAGGCAUGACCAGGCAGUAGCGCUCCUUACCGGCACCUCCCCCACCAUCGCACUGCUGGUGGAGCGAGACCUGAGCGCGCCCGGGGACUCUCCGGGUCAGAACCGGGCGCGGGCCCACUCCCCUCCGCCCCCAGAACCCUCUGCCUCUCCAGACCAAGAUGAGGAAGGCCUUCAGGGGAACCACAUGGGGAAGCUGGAGGACGAGUAUCCCAUUGAGGAGGUGACCCUGGUGAAGUCAGGCGGCCCUCUUGGACUGAGCAUCGUUGGAGGCAGUGACCAUGCCAGCCACCCGUUCGGCGUCAAUGAACCUGGGGUCUUCAUCUCAAAGGUGAUUCCUCACGGUCUGGCGUGUCAAAGCGGCCUGCGAGUCGGCGACCGCAUAUUAGAGGUAAACUCUAUCGACCUGCGGCACGCCACGCACCAGGAAGCCGUGCGGGCCCUGCUGGCCAACAAACAGGAGAUCCACAUGUUGGUGCGGAGGGAUCCUUCGCCGCCGGGGAUGCAGGAGGUUCUGAUCCAAAAGCAGCCCGGCGAGAAGCUCGGGAUUAGCAUCCGCGGAGGAGCGAAAGGUCACGCUGGAAACCCCUUCGACCCCACAGAUGAGGGCAUCUUUAUCUCCAAGGUGAGUUCGACCGGCGCAGCAGCCAGAGACGGACGGCUGCAGGUCGGCAUGCGCAUCCUGGAGGUGAACAACCACAGCCUGCUGGGAAUGACCCACACAGAGGCGGUCAGAGUGCUCCGUGCGGUCGGCGACUCCCUGGUCAUGCUGGUGUGCGACGGCUUUGACCCGCGGAAAGUCGCAGCUGUUGAGGCGUCUCCUGGGAUCAUCGCCAACCCGUUUGCAACCGGCAUCGUACGCAAGAACAGCAUGGAGAGCAUCUCUUCCAUAGACCGAGACCUGAGCCCAGAGGAAAUGGAAAUCAUACAGAAGGAGUCUGAGAUGGUCAGGGAGACGUCGCAGUGGGAGCGAGAGGAGAUGGAGAAAGUGGAGCGUAUGCGUUUGGAGCGUGAGGAGGCAACUCGCCUGCUAGAAGAGGAGACGGAGAACCUUGGCACUGGACCUUUAAAACUUGACUACAAAACCCUGGCUGCUCUCCCCACCACCAGCCUCCAGAAAGUGAACCGGUUCUCUGCUUCUGUUACUCUGACUGCCACCAUGGAGGCUCCCCUGCCGGCCAAUCAUGGAGCCCCUUUAGAGCCCUUCGGGUCGGGCAAACCCGCCGAACUCCUCACUGAUUAUUUCCACCAAUCCGAGUUGUCCCACAACGGGACGUCCAGCGUCCCUGACAGUCCAGCCGUUGACUCGACAGUUUCUCCUGAGGAGGAAGAGGAGUGCCUGGUGGACUCGCAGCCCAUGUGCUUUAGUGAGAACCCCUUCCUGGUGGCUAACCGUAGAGGGAGAGGCCUUCCACCCGGAGAGCGGGUCCUGUCGGGGCCUCCGGUGGGCUACGGCAGGCAGGGGAAGCUGCAGCCCUGGUUGUUCAGCAAGGCAUCUUCGUCUGAUUACAGCAGAACGGACAGCCCAGUCAGGGAAGCACCAUAUUCUCCCACUAUCCAACCGCCCAGCCUCCACUCCUCCAGCAGCUCCCUGUGUGCAGGCAGGGAGACCCGCUUUGCAAACAUUCAUUUCACUGCCACUCCCACUGCUAAGGACAGCACUUCAUCAUCAUCAACGCGGCCUGGAGCCAUCCAGCCAGUCGGACGCGUGUGGCCCACCGCCUCCCCCGGCACGCCGGAGGGCCGCAGCCCUAACCCCUUUCAGCAUGGCCCUUCCCCGUUCAACUCCUCUCCUCGCGCCCCCUCCCCCUCUUCGCCCGACGAGUUCCCAAUGAAUGUCAAGCAGGCAUACAAGGCGUUCGCCGCCGUGCCUCGCUCGCUGGCAGUCCUGGAGCCGCCGCAGGAUCUGUACGGUGUGAGGAACAAUUUUCACCCAAAGCAACCUUCACCAGAGCCUGUGCUGAACGACGAGGUGUUUGAUGAUAGAAGUGAAGGUCAGGAGGGAGGCGGUGAGGGUCUGACCAGCAGGGUCUCCCCGCGGCCCUCCCUCUCCUCCGAUCGACGGGACUAUAUGAGCCUGGCCGCCGUGCCGCGCUUCUCUAGAUCCUCCAUGGAGCAGCAGAGUCCGUCUCUUGGAGGUAAGAACAGCCCGGAGCAGCGCUCCUUCAGGGACAGGCAGAAAUACUUUGAGAUUGACGUGAAGCAGCAGACGCCAGAGAAACCCAAACCCAGAGUCUCCCUCGUUGGAGAGGACGACCUCAAGAAAAUGAGGGAGGAGGAAGAGAGGAAGUUUGAGCAGCGAGCGCGGGAGUACCUGAUGGACGAAGAGGAUGAGGAUGAGGAAGAAGACCUGGCUAAGCAGGUGGAGCACAUGAAGGCUACAGGAAAGGUUUUGUUAGACGGGGUAGAGUACAAGGUGGAGCCCGUUUCUAAUCCGUCUCAGCACUGCUCCACUCCACUGAGCUUCACCGGCAGCUCCGGGCCUUCUUCAGUAGAUGGGAAGGGCGACUCUCAGAGAAAUUCACUGGAGGACAGCUUCAGGUUGGAGCAGAGACCAAACUCCAUGACGGGUCUGGUGUCGUCUUACCCUGGAGAGUCGGCGGCGCCCAUCCGCACGGCCAAGGCGGAGCGCAGACAUCAGGAGAGGCUCCGCAUGCAGAGCCCGGAGCUCUCCGUGGCCCUGGACAAGGAUCUGUCUCCUGCAGAGAAACGAGCACUGGAAGCUGAGAAGAGAGCCAUGUGGCGGGCGGCACGGCCCUAUGGCCUAGAGGAGGAUGUUAGACAGUAUGAGCAGGACCUGGCAAAGAGGCUCUACCAGGCCCGAGUGAGGGCCUCUCAGGGCGCAGCCCCCCAUGCUUCCUCCUCUACCUCCUCCUCUGCAGCCUCCCAGCUCAGAAUGAAGUCUCUGGAACAAGAUGCACUGAAAGCUCAGAUGGUCAUCGCCAAAACUCGGGACGGGAAGAAGCGUGGGACACUAGACCAGCUGACGGAGUCCCCGUCGCCGGCUCCGACGCCGUCUCCCACUCCCAUGGAAGAGCUCAGUCCUCGAGCAUUAACCUCUCCAGGCAGACUGUCCCUGUCAUCAAAGAAGUUUGACUACCGACAGUUUGCCGCCAUUCCUUCUUCCAAACCCGUAUACGACAUUCAGACCCCUGACGCAGCAGAGGAAGUGCAAUACAUCGACUCCUCCAGUAAUGCUGGGCACGGCCCCGAAGUGGAGGCUCCCGCCCCGAUGCCCACCACCUCGGCCCUGGAGGAGAUGGCCCUCUACAGCAACAAACGCAAACUGAGGCAGGGCCGCCGCAGCCUGGAAGCCGCUGUGCCGACGUAACACAACCAAAACGUUAACCCAGAGAGGUCGCCUCUCCAAAUAUAACCACUGCAAAGACUCUGAAGCUUUUAGUUGCCACAUAGAUACUCACUUAUAUCCUGCGUGCCAGUCUUGCCUUUAUAGUCUGUGGGUGAGUCGGUGAGCUCCGUAUCUGGACGGGACGAGUCGGUGUGGUUAGCUAGGAUUGCUACUUGCAGAUGAAUUAUUUUCUUAAAUCUCCUGUUUGCCUCGUAGAUCAGAUCUAUUUUAACUUGAGGGUGAUCAAAGUUUUUAGUUUUCUUUAGUUUUUCAUUUCUGCACCAUUGUGAUGUCGCUGUUAUGAAAAAAAAAGCAUAGUGGAAACAGGAAAUGAGAAGAAAUGGGUUAUAGUUUUACUAACUUCAGCGAUUAGAUUGUAAAGUGUCUGUUUUUAAUGAUUUGUGGUGUAAAUAUUAACUGAGGAGGGAACAGCUUGCUACCUUCACCAUCUUAUAUGGUGGAAAAUCUUUUCUCUUGAAGCACAUAUCAUUUAUUCACUGCCACUGUAUCAUAAUUUAUUAUCAUUUUAGACAAAUCGAAGGCCUUCAUUCUACAUUUUCAACCAUUUUAAACUCAAGAUGAUUUCCUAAUACUCAUCUGCAUAUCACUACUUAUAUUUACUUUAUAAAAACACUUAAAUCACAAGGGGAAUUGUUGCAAACACGAUUUAAAUGUUUGGACGAACGUGUCUACUUGCUGUUCAUCCCUGCAGCCUCUGUUCAGACUAACCCUCGUUACAUUCCCCUACAGAGAGGACAACUACACUGGACACAGCAGCAGCAGAUACUCCCCAAAUGAGAGUAUUAGUACUUGGGAUCAUGCAUUUUAUCAUUUAUCAAUGGUACUUGCCCUUUUAAGGGUAUUGUGUGUUUUUGUAUUUUUAUUUUUAAAUCAAUGUGAACCAUUAAUGCUACCCUAGCAUCUUUUGCGUUAUCUGGCUUUUUUUUUUUAACCACAGUGAUGUGAAAGGUAGCAGGGAGUUUUAUUUUUCCAACUAUGGUUAACUUAAAUCUGAUGCCACUGAAAAAAAUCAUUUAUCGUGUGAAUAAUGUACAAAAACUGUAAGGAAGAAGAGAAAAUAUGGGUUGGAAACUGAGCCUGUCUGGACUGCUGAAGCAUCUGGGUGAGGUUGACGCUUGGUGUUGGGAUGCUCUCCAUGUAAACUGGGAGAGCUGCAAAACAUUCUGCAGAAUCACAGCAUCGUAGCAUUUUGUUAAUUUAAUCUAGGGUCUAUGAUUACUUUUCCAUGUUGCUCUCACUGACUGAAAUUCAGUUUAUCAUUUGCUGUUUGUUUUUUCUUUUUUUUAUUUGUAGGCAACUACCUUUUUUUUUUCAGAAGAGUUUCACUACAUUGAUGCCGUGUUUUUAUGUUUUCUGUGUUUUAUUUUUGUCUCAAGUUCUUUUUGGGGGAUUUAACUUGCUAACAGGCCAGAGGGUGUGGGGUCAGAUGUCCUAGGGUCAAGGGUUAUAGAUCAUAUAAGACUGUAACUAGUGAAUUUGUACAACCAAAGAAGUCUAUUUUGUGGUUCAGGAAUAAUAAAUUUUACUUUUCAUUUAAGAAGCUAA